CCCCAAGUUGUAAAGAGGAAGGAGAGACCCACAUAACACCUACCGACACUCCGUUGGCUUCGUGUCGUGUUAUCCUCCUGUCUCCCCUUUUUUUUUCUUUUUUUCCCUAUCUCCCUCCUCUCCCAUCCGUUCCUUAACAGGUUUCUUUUUCUAAUGUUUCCCCUCCCUAUUGCCAUUCUGAACUUUCCAUGUCUCACCCCCCAAGUAAUGGAAAUAGCCCGUCAUUAUCAAUUUCCACCCCACCUUAUGUGCCUCCUCUCCAACCCCACGAAUGCCCGGAGCCCACAAACUGGCAAUCCCACACUACCGACGGGGGGGCAGACAGCACUCCCGCUCCGCCUCCACUAUAACCAUUUGAUACCGCUGGUUUGCAAUUUAGCGCUAUCAAGGGAUAUUGCAUGCCGACGACCUGGCGGAAAUGUGAAUAGGGCGAGCAAAAAAGUACUCUUCUGGCCACUACACCGGUAGUAAGGUGCCAUAUGUUUUGGAAAGGGCGAAACACAUGGCUUUGUAGCCCUGCCUGGCGCUCUUGAGAGACAAAUAAUUAUUCCUCCUAAGCUGAUUAGAUUAGCAAACCGGUAUCAAAAUAAUUUGUCCCAUGCAGUCUUGGAGCUCGGUUUGAUUUUUUCUUUUCCUCACCCUCAUCCUCACCUCUUUCUUCUUUCCAUUUCCUGUUGGUAAUGGCCAAGUCGCAUAUCACCCAGAUCGCAAUGAAGUGAUUACCGUAUCGCCCGACCCCUCCAAACAAAAAGGUUACCCCUCCAAGGACCAGGACCAGGACCAACCCCCCCCCUCGACAUUCUUGUCAGUCCAGCCUGUCGACCACUCUACCUCCUCUCAACCGACAAUAACUCCUUAUCUCUCUCAGCUUCUCCAUUCGUACGUUUCCAUUGUUUUCGCCCUCUCCCAUCCGCUGCUCUACCCCCCAGCGAAACUAAAAUAAAGACCACUCGUUACUCACGAGUUCCCUCCAUCUACAGGCUUCCUCCGUGUGAUUCACCAGAGCUUCCCUCAUUCGCAAGAUUCUGUCACCCUGCGUAAUAAAAGAUGUAUCUCACUGCAUCUCGAAAGCCGCCUAGCCGCAAAGGUUCGUCUACUCAUCUAUUUUCAGUUUGCGAAUUGAGCCUCUAGCUUGCUUGCCUUGCCCUGGUUGAAGAGUUUUUUGGUUUUUUCUCAUUCUCUCUUUUCGCUUAGGUGAGUUAUUAACGGGAAGAGUUUCUGGCUAGGCUCCAUGCACGAUGUGCCAAACGAUCUCAUGAAGCAUAUCCAUGAACUCGAGGAGAUGUUUACCAUCCACACCCCAAAACUCCUGGAGAUUGUGUCCAAAUUCCAGGAGGAACUCGUCAAGGGUAGGCACCUUUCACAUGUUGACAACAGGGGAGGUGUUGUUAGCUAGUUUGCUAAAAAAAAAUUGUUUGACGGUGUAGGGUUAUCCGUGGCAGGCGGUUCUAUUGUAUGUUUUAUCCGGAUCUGCAACUGCGUUCUGAUUCAUCGCUUUACGUUUUGGCCAUCCAAUGAGAUACUAAUACAUUACCGUCUGUUCGUAGCCCAUGAACCCGACUUGGGUCAUUGGAUAUCCUACCGGCGAUGAGACGGGCACCUACCUCGCUCUCGACAUGGGCGGGACAAAUCUUCGUGUUUGCGAGGUUGAGCUUCCUGAAGAGAAGGGCCAGUAUGACAUCUAUCAGUCCAAGUAUCGCCUUCCAGAAGAGAUCAAAUCUGGCACCGGUGACCAGCUUUUUGAUUACAUUGCCGAGUGCGUAAAGCAGUUCUUGAUCGCCAAUCACGAGUGUGAAGAUAUCAAGGAUUUGAAGGAACUACAUCUUGGUUUUACUUUUUCCUACCCGUGCGAGCAGAACGCCAUUGAUCAUGGUAUCUUGCAGCGUUGGACUAAAGGUUUUGACAUUGAAGGUGUUGAAGGCCAUGACGUUGUUCCCAUGUUCGAAGCUGCUCUUGAGAGAAAGGUAGGGAUUCAUUCCAUAGUUGGCUUCUUAAUUUAUACUGAUUACGGCCGUUCAGGGGGUCCCUAUUAAAAUCACCGCUUUGGUCAAUGACACUACCGGAACUCUGAUCGCUUCCGCUUAUACCGACAAUACUACCAGAAUUGGUUGCAUCUUCGGUACCGGUUGCAAUGCUGCCUAUAUGGAAACUAUUGGCUGUAUUCCUAAACUCGCUCAUAUGAAUCUCGAUCCUAAUCUCGAGAUUGCUAUUAACUGUGAAUGGGGAGCGUUCGACAAUGAGCAUUUUGUCCUUCCUCGCACCCCAUAUGAUAGGCAUAUUGAUGAAAGCUCUCCCCGUCCAGGACAGCAAACGUUUGAGAAGAUGGUUGCCGGCCUUUACUUAGGAGAAAUCUUCCGUUUGGCUCUAGUCGACCUUUAUUCCAACCCUGAUGUUAAAAUCUUUGAAAAGCAGGACAUUAGUGCUCUUCAGCUUGAGUAUUCCUUAGAUUCAUCCUUCUUGGCCGAGAUUGAGAGGUAUGUCAUUCACCGGCAUGCUUGGUGGGCUUGGGCUUACUGUUUCUAGUGAUCCUUGGGAGAAUUUGAUGGAAACUCAUGCCCUCUUUGAGAAGAAGUUGAAGAUUGAUACUACUGAGCCUGAGCGUAAGCUCAUCCGUCGCCUUGCUGAGCUCAUCGGAACUCGUGCCGCUCGCCUUUCCGCCUGUGGUGUUGCGGCCAUUUGCAAGAUGAAAAACAUUGAAUCUUGCCAUGUUGGUGCUGACGGAUCUGUAUUCAACAAGUACCCCAACUUCCAGGAACGAGGCGCAAAGGCUCUUCGCGAAAUCUUUGGCUGGGGAAAAACCGUUAGGAACGAUCCUAUCCAGAUUGUUCCCUCUGAGGAUGGGAGUGGUGUCGGUGCCGCCUUAAUUGCCGCACUCACCAUGAAGCGAAUUAGGAAGGGUAUUCAUGCUGGUGUCAACGUCAAGCGCAAGAACUCGUUGAUUCCUCCAAUCCCGUAGGGAAAACGAGAUUUCUUGUGGGGUCCUAUAGUUCUGUAUUAUUUACUCUACUCUAGGUCUCUGUAUGUUUUAAUACCCCACUUUUCCUUUGCUACAUCACUUGGGAAAUACAAUGAUAUGGCCAUAUUUUUUCCAUCAUUAUUAUUGCAGAAUUUUUAUUUUUGCUCUUGACGUGAAGUUUCUGCCUUUUCCCAUUCACUUUAGCUGGAAAGCACCACAAGGUUAGUACGAGUACGGUAGUGGGGGUUUUCGGAACUUGCAUCCACUGUGAAACUGUUGCUUAUGUCUUUGAUUCAUUACCGUAUCCCGCCCAAGCUACAACAAUUGGAUGCGUAGUUAGUUUUUUUUUUUUCUUUUUCUUUUUCUUUUUCUUUUUCUUUUCCCUCUUUUUUCCCUUCACUUUCAAAUUUCUAAUUAUCAUUUCUUUUCCCAUUUCUCUUCCUGCUCACUACGGGUACUUGUGGCAUACAGCAGAGGAGAAGCCCAAUUCCUCCAAAAGAAUGACAACAAGAAAUAAUAAUAAUAAUAAUAAUAAUAAUAAUAGUAAUAAUAAUACCUCAUCAUCAUCAUCAUCAUCAUCGUUUCACGUACCGUACCGUAAAUGCUUACAAGUAUGAUAGCGUCACACAGUUUCCGUAGCCCGCAGUA
This is a messenger RNA of Tuber aestivum (summer truffle), 3604 nucleotides long. The record is from the annotation of a GenBank genome assembly. NCBI's taxonomy places the organism in Eukaryota, Fungi, Ascomycota, Pezizomycetes, Pezizales, Tuberaceae.